Messenger RNA from Styela clava, 1966 nucleotides. Its product is annotated as excitatory amino acid transporter 1-like. The record is from RefSeq and is a predicted model, not a curated record. Gene Ontology annotation, biological process: L-glutamate transmembrane transport. Gene Ontology annotation, molecular function: glutamate:sodium symporter activity; neutral L-amino acid transmembrane transporter activity; L-glutamate transmembrane transporter activity. Gene Ontology annotation, cellular component: plasma membrane. Lineage: Eukaryota; Metazoa; Chordata; Ascidiacea; Stolidobranchia; Styelidae.
GAGUAAUGCCCGUGUAGUAUUUUAAACCACACAAUCGCUUUAAGUUGUAAGUAACAGCAAUACGUGCAAGGUGAAACACAUUGAGCUAUUUAGUUUCGAGUUCUAAUACCUUAAUAAUAUCCAGGAUGCCAGCGAGGAUUAAAAAACCAACAUGCGAGGGUAUCAAAAAAUGGAUGCGAGCGAAUCUACUGCUUAUCGCCACGAUUAUCGGGUCCUUCCUCGGAAUUGCUUUAGGACUAAUACUUCGUCCAUUUAAGCUACCAAAGCGAACAUUGGAAAUCGUUGCCCUACCAGGAGACCUUUUUAUGAGAGCUUUGUACUUGAUGGUUGGUCCUCUGUUACUUUCUAGUAUCAUUAGUGGUCUGACUGGAGUAGAAAGCGAAAAUGUGGGAGCUGCUGGAGCCCUGGUUACUGUAUAUUACCUUGCGACGACUGUAUUUGCGUCGGGUCUUGGUGUUACUCUUGGGCUUAUUGGUCUAGGAAAUGAUGGCGACAAUAAUUCAAGUAGAAGUAGCAUGAGUGAUACACGAAAAGUUUCUACCACAAUGGGAGAUGUUGUCGUCGACAUAUUUAGAAAUCUUGUCCCAGACAACAUAGUUAGAGCUUUUAUGCAGACAGAGAAUACGAAAUAUAGAGUUCCAAACUCGGAUAAUAUUCAUGUGAAUACUAAUCAAACUGACAUUGCUGAAUUUGAAAGAUAUAUCGCGUAUUCUGACAGCGUAAAUUUUAUUGGAAUUAUAAGCUUCAGUGUUUUAUUCGGAGUUGCUUUGGGAACGAUUGGAAAGCAGGGAGAAAUACUGAAAAGGAGCAUCAAUGGAUUAAACCACGUCGUAAUGAAAAUGAUAACUUAUAUUAUGUAUACAUCACCCAUAGGCGUUCUAUUCUUGAUUGCUGGCAAUAUUGCAAUGGCUGAAAAGUUGGAAGAAUCAAUUAAAAAACUCGCGUUACUCAGUGUGCUAGCAUUGACUGGUGUUUUUAUACAUACAAUAUUUGUUUCUCUACUCUACUUUGCCAUUUUGAGGCGAAAUCCUCUACGUUUGAUCGCUAAAACAAAAGAAGCAUUGGUGAUGGCUUGGGCAACUGCCUCUAGUUACGCAGCGUUGCCUGUAACAAUUCACUGCUUGGAGGAAAACGUGAAAAUUAGCAAAGAAAUAACAAGACUUGUUCUACCCAUCGGGGCAACUGUUAAUAUGGAUGCGGGAGCAAUACAUAUGAGUUUAUUCAUCAUCUAUGUUUCUCGAUUAUAUAACGUUACCUUGGGAUUUGGUCAAGUUAUGAAAAUCGUACUAUAUUCUGCCUUUGCAAGUAUUGGAUCUGCAGCAAUUCCACAGUCGUUUUUAACUGCUGCAUUGAUCGUUCUAAAAUCGUUGGAACUGCCUACUCGAGAACUUGGAUUGUUGUUCACGAUUGAAUGGUUCAUCGAUCGCUUCAAAACAGCUCUAAACGUUUAUGGAGAUUGCGUGGGAACGUGUAUGGUAAACCACUGGCGAAACAAAAAGUAUACAAAUGAUGGAGAUAAGACACACAAAAGGUCCUCAAAUAACACAGUGCAAGUUGAAGAAGGCGACACCAAAGUACAGGAAGAAACUGUUUAAAAAAACUGUUGCGCAUAACGUAAUAGAUGUGUGAAAGGGUAUCAAGAUUCUAAAAAAGGAUUUCAGGUUUAGACUAAGUUCCUCAUCAUCUGCCGUCUGUAAAUAAGAAUCCUUCUUAGUGUAGCGAAACAUGAUUUGAAGAUGAAUUAUACGAUCUUUCAACCUCCGGGUAAAAAAGUAUGUGCUCAUUACACGCAAAACAACUACAGGGCAGCCUAAUUUCAACAGUGUGAGAUUGAUCACGUGAUUUCUUCGCACGAAUUAUGGCCAGCGCCUAAACGUCAUUGCCACUAAAUUCUAUAUACUAUUUCGUAUGCAUGUAUUAACGUUAUAUUUUGUUUAAUUUAUCUGUUACUGAAAACGAUUAAAGC